Penicillium maclennaniae is the source of this 1818-nucleotide messenger RNA. Its product is annotated as ENTH domain protein. Gene Ontology annotation, molecular function: SNARE binding; phosphatidylinositol-4,5-bisphosphate binding; 1-phosphatidylinositol binding. Gene Ontology annotation, cellular component: clathrin-coated pit; clathrin-coated vesicle. Bases 1 to 1818 code for a protein of 605 amino acids. The transcript is spliced from 5 exons. The record is from RefSeq and is a predicted model, not a curated record. Gene Ontology annotation, biological process: clathrin-dependent endocytosis; clathrin coat assembly; vesicle budding from membrane. Lineage: Eukaryota; Fungi; Ascomycota; Eurotiomycetes; Eurotiales; Aspergillaceae.
AUGACCGGCUUUGAGAAGUCGCUCGCGGCCCCGAAAUCUAAAUACAUUGAAACCAUCCUGGUGGCAACACAUACCGGCGAAGCGGGCGUCGCAGAAAUCUUCCGAACCCUUCAGCAUCGACUGCGCGAUUCAGCAUGGACAAUUGUCUUCAAGGCUCUUAUCGUCGUCCACCUUAUGAUCCGCGAGGGCCAGCAGGAUGCCGCCCUGACCUUCCUCUCCGACAAUCCGAAGAAGAUCGCGCCGAGUAACUUUUCGGAAGCGCAAUCCCAGGGACACAACAUUCGGCGGUAUGCUGAAUAUCUUAUGGCGCGCGCAAAAGCAUUUGACGCUACCCAGACGGACUACGUCCGAAGCGGACCCGGGCGUUUGAAAAGACUCAGUGUGGAGAAAGGCCUCUUAAGAGAGACGGAGUUUGUUCAGAAGCAGAUUCGCGCAUUGUUGCGAUGCGAUCUCCUGACGGAUGAGCCCGAGAACGAGAUCAGUUUGACUGCGUUUCGGCUCCUGACCCUUGAUCUUUUGGUGUUGUAUUCGGUCAUGAACGAGGGCACAAUCAAUGUUUUGGAGCACUAUUUCGAAAUGUCAAGGCCGGAUAGCGAACGCGCUCUAGCGAUCUAUAAGAUGUUUGCGAAGCAGACGGAAGAAGUCGUGCAGUUCCUGGGCGUCGCAAGACAUUUCCAGUCUGCCACCCGAUUGGAAAUUCCGAAACUCAAGCAUGCCUCCACAGACUUGACACGCCUCCUUGAAGAUGAUCUAAACGACCCAGACUUUGAGAUCCGCCGCCGUGAAUAUCUUGCUGGGAAAGGAAUCAAGCAGAAAGAGCCAUCUUCCGUUGCAGCGCCCGCCGCGAGCGCUCAAGCUCAAGCUCAAGCUCAAGCCAUACCCAAUUCAACCAAACUCCCGGAACAGAAGAAGCCCGCACCCCCGGAUUUGAUCGACUUCUUUGAAUCGAUCGAGCAAAAUCAGCAGCCAAUGGCUCAGCAGACUCCCGCGCAGUACCAACAAGCCGGCUAUCCACAACCGGGUUUCCAGCAACAGCCGCAGCAGGCGUUCUAUUCUCAGCAGACGGGAUUCCAGCAGCAGCAGACCGGGUUCCAACCCCAACAGACAGGUUUCGUGCAGCAGCCCCAAGCGACGGGAUACGGCCAAGCGAACCCAUACGGCGCGGCUUUCCCUCAACAGCAACAGCAGCAAAACACCGGAAACCCAUUCGGACAGCCACCUGCGCAGCUCCAAGCUCAGCCCACCGGUGCUGGAUUUGGAGGUUAUGGUCCACAGCAAUACGGGUAUCAGCCGCAGCUGGCGCCCAUUCCCCAGAAUGGGCCUGCUUCAUUCCUUCAGCAGCAGCAACCCAUGCAACAGCAACAGCAGCAGCCCCCCUCGACACCAACAAAUCCUUUCCGGCAAUCAAUGCUGGUCAAUCAGCCUACCGUACUUGGUGCUGCGCCUGCGGCCGCCCCUCUACAACGACAGAACACCAACCCCUUUGCGAAGCGUCUUUCCAUGGCGCAGUUCAACACCGGGACACCUGAACAGGUUCCUCAGGUGCCGCCACUACCUCAAGCGCAACCACCGGCCCUUCAGCCCCAGCGGACGGGAACUAAUCCAUUCGCUCGGGCAUCUUCCGUGCCGCCUCCACAAAACGCGGUACUCCAGCCGCUUCAACCCAACCCCACGGGGAGUACCAACCCCUUCAGACAGAGCCAGUUUAUUAACCAGCAGAGCGGACAAGGGUGGCAACACAGUGGACAGAAUGGUACUAUGGGCGGCUUAGAACAGCUGGAAACAGUGCCCGUCUUCCCGCGACCGGGCAUGACCUAA